ACUCCUCCGAAUUUCACGCCCACAAUCCCAAACGCCAACAAGAAACCAUGGCGUCGACACAGCGGAGAAACGGGGCGCAAGGGCAAAGUACAACGCGUGUGCGAGAGCCGUUGGAUCUUGCUAGAUUGGCGUCCUGGAUGAUUAAACAGCCGUCGCUUCCAGUCAGCAUCCUAAGCUUUGAUAUGCUUCUCUCUUCACUUGAUAUUCAGCAAUUCGGCUUUGGCCAGUCUAAUCCUACGUAUCUCAUCCAAAUACGUCCAGGCGAUACGGGUAGUUCCAAACCGUAUUCGCUGGUAUUACGCCGAAAGCCUACGAAAAUUGUGCACAUGUCUGCCCAUGCCCUGCAUCGUGAGUACAAAGUCCUGCGAGCGCUCGCUCAGCACAACACCUUACACCCAGAUGGAAAGGUUCCAGUUCCCAAGGUGUACGCCUACUGCUAUGAUCAAUCCAUAUUAGGAGCCGAAUUUUAUGUAAUGGAGUUUGUGCAGGGAAGAAUAUUCACCGAUCCCUCCUUCCCCGGGCUUUCGACUUUCGAUCGCCAAACUGCGUAUCAACAAGUGUUGACGGUUCUCGCCAAUCUGCACGCUGUCGACUUAGACGAGGUGGGAUUGGCCACUUACGGUAAACGGGGACAUUACGUUUCUCGCCAGUUGGCACGACUACUCGCGAUCAGUCAUCAGCAAUCCAUUUUGGCGGGUGCUCGCGUCCCUGAAAUUGAAGCUUGUGCAAAAGCGUUGAGUGUACACGCUCCCGUUUGUCCCGAUGCCAUUUCGCUCCUGCAUGGUGACUUUAAAGUGGACAAUUUAGUAUUUCACUCUUCAGAACCGCGCAUUGUUGCCGUCCUGGACUGGGAGUUGUCAACGAUAGGGGAUCCUCUAUGCGAUGUUGCCAAUCUUUCUAUGAUGUACUACAUUCCACAUCCUUCCACAAUUGGUAUUGCUGGAAUCCAAGGGGUUGACUUCGAAGUGUUGGGACUACCAACCAGGCGCGACUUGGUACAUGGCUACUGCUCACGAAAUACUCUGAUCGAUGUUGACUCGGCUUGGGAAUGGAGCGGUUUCUAUCUGGCGUUUUUGUUUUUUAAAAACUGCGUGAUAGUACAAGGUGUUGCGCAGCGCGCAAAAGCAGGCGUCGCCAGCAGUGCGAUGGCCCAUCAAGUUGCCGAGCUCUUACCGACUGUACUGCAUUUGUGUCGAUACAUUAUACGUACACUCCCCCCUCCCUCUCCGACCAAUUUGAAGAGUCGCCUUUGA
This is a messenger RNA of Phaeodactylum tricornutum CCAP 1055/1, 1253 nucleotides long. RefSeq lists its product with no specific name. The transcript has a single exon. The record is from RefSeq and is a predicted model, not a curated record. The coding region runs from base 48 to 1253 and encodes 401 amino acids. NCBI's taxonomy places the organism in Eukaryota, Bacillariophyta, Bacillariophyceae, Surirellales, Neidiaceae.